AAACCACAAGUGGUCUUUUCUUUUUUCCUCUUUCUCCUGUAAAUAAAGCUUUAUCACGUGUGGCCUUAAACUUGCUGCAAAUUGCAAAGAAAUGGCUCAAAGUCUCCAGCUCUUUCCGUACCCUGGGAGCUGAGACGCAGGGCAGUGCCCUUGCCAGGGUGCCCAAUUCCCUCCAGACUGCCAGAAAAAAAAAAGAAAAAAAGAAAAAAAAAAAAGAGGCCAACUGGAGAGGAGAAAAAGAAAGAUUGCCCUGGGGUGAGACCGGACCCUUGGUCUUUUCUGUUCUCUAAUCUGUGCUGUCUGUGCCCACCAGCUCUCUUGACUUGCCAGAACUGCUCAGAACUGCCGUCGGGUGUUACCUCAGUUUCCUCUUUCAGGCUGUGCCCUGGGAGUCAGCCCUCUGCUGAACUUUAUGAGAAGAACUGGCCAGCUUUGAUCUCCACCUCCAGCGUUGACAGGCUGGGAUAAGGAACGUUUUCGUAAUGGACACCUCAUCCAAGAAAAACUCCCAUUUGUUCCACAAAAACCCCUCGCGACCCGUCAGAAGGCAAUCUCUUAAAGCCGGGUGUCCAUCCCCAGAGGAAACGCGACCAUGCUGUGGCAAACUCAAGGUGUUCCUGGGUGCCUUGUCUUUUGUUUACUUUGCCAAAGCAUUGACAGAAGGCUAUUUGAAGAGCACCAUCACUCAGAUAGAGAGAAGGUUUGAUAUCCCUUCCUCUCUGGUGGGAGUAAUUGAUGGUAGUUUUGAAAUUGGGAAUCUCCUGGUCAUCACAUUUGUUAGUUACUUUGGCUCCAAACUUCACAGACCAAAAAUCAUUGGAGCAGGCUGCCUGGUCAUGGGAGUUGGAACACUGCUCACAGCGCUGCCACAGUUCUUCAUGGAGAAGUACAGCUAUGAGAAAUAUGAGAAGUACUCUCCCUCCGCCAACCUUACUCCCAACAUCUCUCCGUGCCAUCUGGAGUCCAGCAGUCUGCCACCAAGCUUAGCCACAGGGAAAUCACCAAGCAAAAUGAAUGAUGAAUGCAAAGGGGAUGCCAGCUCCUCCAUGUGGGUUUAUGUCUUCCUGGGAAAUCUUCUGCGAGGAUUAGGGGAAACUCCCAUCCAACCCCUUGGCAUUGCCUAUCUGGAUGACUUUGCCAGUGAAGACAAUGCUGCUUUCUAUAUUGGGUGUGUGCAGACAGUGGCAAUUAUAGGGCCCAUUUUUGGCUUCCUCUUGGGUUCAUUAUGCGCCAAACUGUAUGUUGAUAUUGGCUUUGUAAAUCUAGACCACAUAACCAUCACUCCAAAGGAUCCCCAGUGGGUUGGGGCCUGGUGGCUUGGUUACCUAAUAGCAGGGCUCCUAAGUCUCCUUGCAGCUGUUCCCUUUUGGUGCUUACCCAAGACUCUACCAAGAUCCCAAAGUAUAGAGGACUCUGGAUCCUCAUCUGAGAAGUCCAAGUUCAUUAUAGAUGACUCUAUUAACUACCAAAUGGCCCCUGGAGAAGAAACAAAAAUCAUGGAAAUGGCAAGAAAUUUUCUUCCAUCCCUGAAGACUCUUAUUAGAAAUCCAGUAUACAUCUUAUACCUGUGUGCAAGCACUGUUCAGUUCAAUUCUCUAUUUGGUAUGGUGACAUAUAAACCAAAGUACAUUGAGCAGCAGUAUGGGCAGUCAUCCUCCAAGACCAACUUUGUCAUUGGGCUUAUCAACAUUCCUGCAGUGGCCCUUGGAAUAUUCUCUGGGGGAAUAGUUAUGAAAAAAUUCAGGCUGGGAGUUCUCGAAGCUACAAAACUCUACUUGGGAUCAUCUGUCUUUGGCUACCUCCUCUUCCUCUCUCUGUUUGCGCUGGGAUGUGAAAAUCCUGGUGUGGCUGGACUGACUGUGACCUACCAAGGAACCAAACCUGUUUCUUAUCAUGAACGAGCUCUCUUUUCAGAUUGCAACUCAAGAUGUAAAUGUUCAGAGUCAAAAUGGGAGCCCAUGUGUGGGGACAAUGGGAUCACAUAUGUGUCAGCUUGUCUUGCUGGUUGUCAAUCCUCCAGUCAGAGUGGAAAGAACAUUAUGUUUUCUAACUGCACUUGUGUGGGACUUGCAGCCCCUACGUCAGGAAACUGGUCAGGCAUGAUGGGCAGGUGUCAGAAAGAUAACGAAUGUCCCCAAAUGUUUCUGUAUUUCCUUGUGAUUUCAGUCAUCACGUCAUAUACCUUAUCUCUAGGUGGCAUACCUGGGUAUAUAUUACUCCUGAGGUGCAUUCAACCACAUCUUAAGUCUUUUGCUCUGGGAAUCUACACCUUAGCAGUGAGAGUUCUUGCAGGAAUCCCAGCUCCUGUAUAUUUUGGUGUUUUGAUUGACACUUCAUGCCUCAAAUGGGGGUUUAAGAAAUGUGGAAGCCAAGGAUCCUGCAGAUUGUAUGAUUCUCAAGCUUUCAGACACAUAUACCUGGGACUAACCACCCUCCUUGGUAUGGUGUCCAUUUUCCUAAGCAUGGCUGUGCUUUUUAUUUUAAAGAAAAAGUACGUUUCAAAACACAGCUGCUCCAUAGCCACAAGAGGCAAAGCAGUGGCAUCUUCAAGCUUCAGGACGGAAGCACGUGCUGCAAGGGAUCGUGGGCAACAGCCCAAGUACUGGCCCGGCAAGGAGACGCGACUUUAGGAAAAUCACAGAAAACAAACAAACACUGAGGUCAUUUUAUCCAAUACAUGAAUGUUCUGCAAACAAAUAAAAUUAUAAACAAAAGGGCUUCCCCAUGUAACAUCUUUCUCCUUUUAAAAGUGUGUCUGCUUUUCUUUUGUUUUUUACUCUAAGCUAUAGAUGGUAGACCUCAAUAAAUAUCACUAAACAUAGAGAUGAAAAAAUGACUUUAAAACCUUUAACUUAUUUAUAAAUUCCUUUUAAUUAUUUUUUCAUUUGUGCUUCAUCUGUGUGGUGUCCGUUGAUAUGUAAGAUGUAUUCCUGGGGGGGGGGUCUCUCAUGUCAGAUUAUGAUAUGUUCUCAUUAAACUGAGUCACUUGUCCAGAAUACACUUUGAGUCGUUCCUAAGGAGAGCCAUUGGUUCUAGAUUCUUCUUGAAAUGCAGCAGUUGAUACAGAAAAGGUUCGUGACAGAGUGGCCUUGAAAGGCUAUUUUAAGUUAUUAGUUUCCCUCACUAAUCAUUUACAUCUGUUCAUUGUGACAUUAGAAGCAUCCAUGGUCAUAUUGUUGUUACUGUCACUGUGCUUUGUUGUCUGUGCAUUCAAUGAAUUAAAAUAUUUGAA
Messenger RNA from Chionomys nivalis (European snow vole), 3232 nucleotides. Its product is annotated as solute carrier organic anion transporter family member 1C1. Gene Ontology annotation, cellular component: membrane. Lineage: Eukaryota; Metazoa; Chordata; Mammalia; Rodentia; Cricetidae. The transcript has 15 exons. Gene Ontology annotation, biological process: transmembrane transport; sodium-independent organic anion transport; bile acid and bile salt transport. The record is from RefSeq and is a predicted model, not a curated record. Bases 483 to 2630 code for a protein of 715 amino acids. Gene Ontology annotation, molecular function: bile acid transmembrane transporter activity; protein binding.